Molecule: messenger RNA, 486 nt
Organism: Aegilops tauschii subsp. strangulata
Lineage: Eukaryota; Viridiplantae; Streptophyta; Magnoliopsida; Poales; Poaceae
Molecular function (GO): catalytic activity
Source: RefSeq, a predicted model, not a curated record
AUGCGGGUCUUCUUUUGGAACAUCCGCGGCUUUGGCCAUGACGGCCGGCGUCGCCAGCUCGUUGAGUACAUGCGUGACGAGCACAUCGACAUCAUCGCCAUUCAGGAAACCAUGCACACGGAAUUUUCUCUCCCCGAGUUAGAGCGUCGAAGCCCCCACCUCUUCGCCUGGCACUGGCUCCCUUCUAGUGGGACCACGGGGCACUCGGGAGGCAUCCUUUUUGGUGUGAAGGAUGCCACCUUUGAGGUUGGCGGUAUGGACCGGGGCGAGUUUUUUGUUAGCAUGGAGCUCUUCGAAAGGGCGCUCAACUUCAAGUGGGAGGUUGUCAUUGUCUAUGGACCGGCGGACCACCGCCGCUCCCCGACCUUCCUCGAAGAGCUACAAUGGAAGGUCUCCGCCUCCACCUUCCUGGUGGUUGUUGGAGGUGAUUUCAACCUCAUCCGCUCUCCCGAUGAGAAGAAUAACGACCGAAAUCAACCGCCCUAG